CAGUCGAGGAGAACAUAUUGAAGUGUCUAAAAAGCUUCUUCUGUGAGAGGAAACGAGAGGAAAAACAGAAAAAAGAAAAAAAAAAGGAAACAGAGGAAAUCCCCCGAAAGGAAAUGCCAAUCGCAGCCGCUGGACAGCCAACGACUCGGGAGCCCAGAGUUUGCCCCCGGCUGCCCUCCACCCCGGAGCCUGUCCCUAAAGGGGCUGAUUUAUUCGACGAGGCGGGGGCGGCGGAGUCGGCGGAGCGAACAGACUACGGGGGCGCAGAGGGGGGCAGAGGACUCGGGGGCUAUAGUUACAGCCAGAGCGGCGCUAGGGGCUUUGUACAGCCCGGAUCCACCAACAGCUCUCCGCCGCAGUCCCCAGCCGCGUCCUCCUCUUUUCUCUUCCACCCCCUUCACGCCCACCAAAUGGCCAUGGAGCCCCCAAGGACUCGAUCGCGUUCUCGGUCUGGAUAUUACCAGCAGUACGGUGGUGGGAAUGGUAAUGGGAUUACAGGCAGUGGAGUCAUGGGACCUAACCAUCACCACCACCACAGCCACCAUCAGCAGCAGCAGCAGCAACUGCAUCCACAGCAGCAACACGGUGCCGGCUGCGCUCCGCUCGGAGCUCACAGCAACCACCCGGACAACCAGCAGCGAGCCCCGGGAAGUAACACCUCUCCCGGCAUUCAGAGGCUUUCUUCGGUUCCCGGAGCGCACCGCAUCCCGGCAGCAGGAGCCUCCGGCGGGUCUUACCACUGCCACCCAGACCAUGCAUACGGAGAGGAGAGCGAUAAGAGUGAGGAAAGCCCCAGUCCAAAGCGCCAGAGGCUGUCCAGUCAGUCCGUCUUGGAACAGUUGACCUCAUCCGCCCCCCCACCAUCCACCCCUUCUCCCCCCAUCCGCCCCUGGGAGUCAGGACCCCCAAGUCGGAGACAACCUCACCCCCACACGCACUACCACCAAGAGAGAUGCCUCACCCCCGCUCGGCACAGACGCAGCCCGCCAGCAAGGCGACAGCGCGGCCGACUCUCCAGACCCGCCCGUCACUUGCCUCCCCAUCACCACCCCUCCACCCAAGGCCCCGCACCUCGCCUGUCACCGUCGGAGCUCCAGGAUGAAAACUACCACCACAGCCACCACCCCUCCACACACCAGACGUACCCGACGCACACCCCCAGCUCCUACGGGCAGCCCCCCACAACCGGAGGCGGGGUGGCAGGUACCGAGGAACCCCGAGCUUUCCACCCCCCCACCUUGUCCCCACGGCUAUUGCACCCGGCUGCUCACCACCACCAUCACCAUCAUCAUCAGCAACAACAUCACGCAACGCAACAGCAGCAAGGAGCCAUGGUCAUGGACUUACAUGAACAGCUCCAGCAGGGCAGCGUACCAGUCUCCUACACAAUGACCCCAGUCCCUCCUCACGGCCUCGCAGCUCCUUUGUGCAGCGGUCAACAUCUUCCCCCUACCUGUUCUUCACAACAACAGGUCCCCGCCUGCAGUGUGGUCUUCAGCACUGGACAACACUACCACCCGAUGCUACAGGCUUGUUCAAUGCAACAUUUGCCGGUGCCCUACGCCUUCCCCUCGCUGCUGUCCAGUGACCCUCAGUUCCUGCUUCCCCCUCCACCCCACCUCUCUCAUCACCCGCCCCACCUCCCCACACCCGGACAGUUCCUGCCUUUCCAAACGCAACAGCCAAGAUCGCCCUUACAGAGGAUCGAAAACGAGGUUGAACUUCUAGGGGAGCAGCUUUCGGUGGGCGGAGGCUUUAGCUACGCCCACCAUCACCACCACCACCAUCACCACCAGCCUCCCUCCACAAUACCGCCCUCCACACCACUCCAGUUCCUCUCGCACCAUGACCCCUUGUCACAGGAGCUCUUUACAGUGCCCUAUCCUCACUUUAUGCCUCGCCGAUUCACAGGCCGGCGUUACCGCUCUCAGCAGGCUGUUCCCCCGUCACCAUACCACCCCAGCUUCCUGCCUUAUUUCCUGUCGAUGCUUCCCGUCCCCCCAAAUGUUGCCCCCACUAUCAGUCUAGAACUGGAUGUGGAUGACGGAGAGGUAGAGAACUAUGAGGCCCUGCUGAACCUGGCGGAGCGUCUCGGAGAGGCGAAGCCCCGUGGUCUAACUAAGGCAGACAUAGAGCAGCUCCCAUCAUACAGGUUCAACCCCAACAACCACCAGUCUGAGCAAACACUGUGUGUGGUGUGUAUGUGCGACUUUGAGUCUCGCCAGCUCCUAAGGGUCUUGCCCUGUAAUCACGAGUUCCACGCCAAGUGUGUAGACAAGUGGCUUAAGGCUAACAGGACCUGUCCUAUCUGUCGAGCCGACGCCUCUGAGGUCCAGCGGGAUUCUGAGUGACCUCUUUUUACUCGUACCGACACACCCACAAUCCCUGACUCCCAUUUGGAUGCACCGACUACACAACAGUUAAACUUCUCUCCUUUUUAUCAUUCACCUCCACCUGAUACAUUCUGCCACAUAACUGGGACCAGCACUCUUUACUCCUUCACUCUUUAUCCUCCACGAAACAGUAACUCUCACCUGGGAUCUGCAUUUAGGGGUGUGGAAACUUCCUACUGAUUGUGCUCACUUUAUUGCUGGACUUCCUAGGCCUUGGACUUGGACUCUUUACGCCCCUGACUACUCUGCCUUCUGCUCAUGGUUACUCCUUAAAAUGAAUGGCCUUUGAAACACAUACACACAUUGGACAUACUGUAUGUACAUGUAUUGUUUUUUCCCCAUUUCAGACCCUUUCAAAACUGAUGUGACCCUGAUGAAAAGCGUCUGUAUUAGUUGUACUGGCUAACCCCCGAGGGAGAAUUGGCAGUCCAAAGAUUUGAUGAUAAUUUGAUUUGGUUUCAUUCUGGUUAUAAUCAAGUACUCACAUUUUUGCUUGCAGAGACCUAUCCUUUUCUCUAGACUCGUUCUAACUGACAGAAUCAAUCCUUUUUAAUUUCUGUAUGUGUAUUCUAGCAUUCCUCAUCGUGAGAGCAGUUUGUGUGUGUGUGUGUGUGUGUGUGUGUGUGUGUGUGUGUGCGUGUGCAUGUGCGUGUGUGUGGUGAAACAAAGAAUUUUGUACACUAGGUGUCAAAAAGUGAGCAACUUUGGAACAGUGAUAAAUACACUUUAUUUUCUCUAAAUGCGUAUGUGCGCCAGUGUGUUGUGC
Molecule: messenger RNA, 3159 nt
Organism: Scomber japonicus (chub mackerel)
Lineage: Eukaryota; Metazoa; Chordata; Actinopteri; Scombriformes; Scombridae
Gene: rnf38
Product: ring finger protein 38
Exons: 13
Coding region: 114-2351 (745 amino acids)
Source: RefSeq, a predicted model, not a curated record